UAGUGAAGCAGUAGAUGUAUAUUAUUGCGCUUAUCUACUUUGUUUGCUCUUUCAACCUUACACUGCACGAUAGUCAUUUCCUGUUUAAACACAAGCGAUUCCACAAAUUUGAUUAGUGCAUAAUAAAAGUUAUUCAUAAGUAGUUUCCUCGAACUACCUACAUCAUUCGUCAUAACAAAACUGACAACGAUUCCAAGUGUUUCGAUACCUUUAUUUUGCGCGUUGCGUUGCUAGAUUAUUAUUAUUUAUAUUAACUUUAUUUUAAAAGUAAUAAGAUGACGACUGAUCCAGUUAAGUCGAUUCCUGCAUUUUACGCUGGGCAAAGUAUAUUUUUGACAGGUGCAACAGGAUUUCUGGGUAAGGUGUUUAUUGAAAAAGUGUUACGAUCUUGUCCAGAUGUUCGCGAAAUAUUUAUGUUAAUGCGUCCGAAAAAGGGAUUAAGUGUUAAUAAAAGGCUCGAAAAAAUAUUAAAUUUACCGUUAUUUGACAAAUUACGCGAAGAACGACCUUCGAAUUUUGAAAAAUUAGUUCCGAUUUCUGGCAAUGUUAGUGAGAAGGGACUAGGAUUGUCAGCUGCGGACAGACAAAUGUUGAUUGAAAGAGUGACUAUAAUAAUACAUGGAGCAGCAAGUGUGAGAUUGAAUGAUACUUUAAAAUACGCUAUAUUUGUCAAUACUAGAGCAACGAGAGACAUCUGUAUUUUAGCUCAAAGUAUGAAGAAUAUAAAAGCAUUAGUGUAUAUCAGUACAGCAUUCACACACGUGAAUAAUCCACUCAUUGAAGAAAAAGCGUAUCCACCUAUAGCUGAUUGGCAGAAAAUAAUAGAUAUGGCCGAGUCAUUGGAUAACCAUACUUUAAAUAUUUUUACAGCUAAAUGUUUGGAUUACAUACCCAAUACCUAUAUUUUUUCGAAAAAUCUAGCAGAGAGCGUAAUACAGGAAUAUUCUUCCUCUUUGCCUUGCGCGAUUGUAAGACCUUCCAUGGUGACAUCAUCGAUAAAAGAACCAAUGCCAGGAUGGAUAGAUAACAUUUAUGGUCCAAUAGGACUUUAUAUUGGUGGCGGAAAAGGUAUAAUACGGAUAGGCUGUUGUAAUAAAAAUCUGAAUGAAGAUAUAGUUCCAGUAGACAUUGUCAUCAAAGCUAUAUUAGUCGUAUCUUGGAAGAUUGGAUUGACCAGCUUUUCUGCAGAUUCAACUUUAUUUGUUUUAAACUGUACGACUCAGAAACACAUAACUCAUCAAAAUGUUAUGAGAAUGCUACUCAGUGUCGGACGUGAGAUACCUUUGGAAGGAAUUAUCUGGACUCCUAAUGGACGGUUGACCGACAAUCUGAUUCUGUUCUAUAUAUUAACGAUAUUCCUGCAUAUGCUGCCAGCUAUAUUAAUAGAUUUGGUUUUAAAAUUCUCUGGGCGUCAACCAAUGCUAGUACGACUGCAAAGAAAACUGUAUGUAGCCAAUUGUGUUCUGAGUCAUUUUUCGUCCCAUGAAUGGAAAUUCAGUAAUACAAAUAAAUUGGCUGUGAUGUCCUCGAUACCACCCGAUAACAGGGAUAUGUUUUCUUUUGAUUAUUUCGAUUGCGAUAUGAGGGAGUACAUAAAGAAUAGCAUAAUUGGCGUCAAAAAAUUUCUUCUUCACGAAGACAUGAAUCGAUUGGAUGCAGCUAGAUCGCACAGUAAAAGGGUGUAUCUAUUCGUCACAAUGGUGGAAACUAUCGUUUCUAUUUACAUACUGCGAAUGAUAUAUUGGUGGAUCUACUCUUUUACAUUAUAAAAUAAAUGAUUUAUCCAUAUAAUUAUA
Molecule: messenger RNA, 1796 nt
Organism: Temnothorax curvispinosus
Lineage: Eukaryota; Metazoa; Arthropoda; Insecta; Hymenoptera; Formicidae
Product: fatty acyl-CoA reductase 1-like
Exons: 9
Coding region: 276-1769 (497 amino acids)
Biological process (GO): long-chain fatty-acyl-CoA metabolic process
Cellular component (GO): peroxisome
Molecular function (GO): alcohol-forming very long-chain fatty acyl-CoA reductase (NADP+) activity
Source: RefSeq, a predicted model, not a curated record